This is a messenger RNA of Myiozetetes cayanensis, 2409 nucleotides long. It is a transcript of the gene SMAD7, whose product is annotated as SMAD family member 7. Gene Ontology annotation, cellular component: heteromeric SMAD protein complex. Gene Ontology annotation, molecular function: I-SMAD binding; transcription regulator inhibitor activity. The record is from RefSeq and is a predicted model, not a curated record. NCBI's taxonomy places the organism in Eukaryota, Metazoa, Chordata, Aves, Passeriformes, Tyrannidae. Gene Ontology annotation, biological process: BMP signaling pathway; cell differentiation; anatomical structure morphogenesis.
AUGUUCAGGACCAAACGCUCGGUGCUCGUCCGGCGGCUCUGGCGGAGCCGCGCGCCCGGCGGCGAGGAGGAGGAGGAGGCGGCGGCGGGCGAGCCCGGCGCGGCGGCGGCGGAGAGCCGAGCCCAGGCGCACCUGGGCGGGGGUCGCGGGUGCUGCCCGGGCAAGGCGGCCCGCGGCGGGCGGGCGGCGGCGGGCGCGGAGGCGGAACUGAAGGCGCUGACCCACGCCGUGCUGAAGCGGCUGAAGGAGCGGCAGCUGGAGGGGCUGCUGCACGCCGUGGAGUCCCGCGGCGGGGCGCGGACCCCCUGCCUGCUGCUGCCCGCCAAGGCCGACUCGCGGCUGGGGCAGCACUGGUACCCGCUGCCGGUGCUGCUCUGCAAGGUGUUCCGCUGGCCCGACCUCCGCCACUGCUCAGAAGUGAAGCGGUUAUGUUGCUGUGAAUCCUACGGCAAGGCUCACCCCGAGCUCGUCUGCUGCAACCCGCACCACCUCAGCCGGCUCUGCGAGCUAGAGUCUCCCCCUCCACCCUACUCCAGAUACCCAAUGGAUUUUCUCAAACCAACUGCAGAUUGUCCAGACUCUGUGCCUUCCUCCACUGAAACAGGGGGAACUAAUUGUCUAGCCCCUGGGGGGCUUUCAGAUUCUCAAGUUCUUCAGGAGCCAGGGGAUAGGUCACACUGGUGUGUGGUGGCAUACUGGGAAGAGAAGACACGCGUGGGUCGGCUGUACUCUGUCCAAGAGCCCUCCCUGGAUAUCUUCUAUGAUCUACCUCAGGGGAAUGGUUUCUGCCUCGGACAGCUCAACUCAGACAACAAAAGCCAACUGGUGCAGAAGGUCCGCAGCAAGAUCGGCUACGGCAUCCAGCUCACCAAGGAAGUGGACGGCGUGUGGGUGUACAACCGCAGCAGUUACCCCAUCUUCAUCAAGUCGGCCACACUGGACAACCCCGACUCCAGGACGUUGCUGGUUCACAAGGUGUUCCCGGGUUUUUCCAUCAAGGCUUUUGACUACGAGAAGGCGUACAGCUUGCAGAGACCCAACGACCACGAGUUCAUGCAGCAGCCGUGGACCGGAUUUACCGUUCAGAUCAGCUUUGUGAAAGGCUGGGGCCAGUGCUACACGAGACAGUUCAUCAGCAGUUGCCCGUGCUGGUUGGAGGUUAUUUUUAAUAACCGAUGACUCGAGACAGUGUGGACUCAUGACAUUUAUACUACUUUGCUGCUACUAUUUCCUUCUGAGUGCUUGCUUUUCAUGCAAACUUUUUUUGGUUUUGUUUUGUUUUUGUUUUUUUUUGUUUGUUACCCCUCUCUCUUCGUUUUGAGAAAUAGCUUAUGGAAAGAUAUUUUUUUUUUUUUUUCCUCGCCUUGGGGGUAUUUUGAUAAAUAUAUCUAUUUUUUAGAAGUGUGAAUGACCAAUGACUCAGAAGGGUGAGAGAAGGGUGCAAGGGGGAUAUCUAGAAUCAUAUAUGAUAAUUAUUUCACACAUCUGAAGGGGAUCGACGGAUUUGAAAGCCACUUGCUCUAUGUUACAACUCCUUCUCUUGGACAAAUCAACAAGAUACCUGUAUUUUUUACGCACCACCUUCCCAACCCUGGUGACGGUGACACCGAGACCCCUUCCCCAGCGGUGCUAACCCUGCGUUGCCGCCGGAGGAUGGUGCAAAACUUUCCCAACCGGGUCUUUUACCGACCCUUUUGAAUUUUUAUUGUAGUUUUCUCGUUGCUGGGUUCGUGUCUUGUCACUGUGUUCAUCCUUCCACUGCUUUUUCCGUGUGUUUUACGGCCAUGGAUUUGACGCAAGGGGAGAAAGCAACAGCGGAGGAGCUUCGCCCAUGGCCCGUGCUUGGUAAUUUCAGCUGAGAUGUGAAGCGACAGAAGCCUAAGCCUAAAAAAAAAAACCAACCAUAAAACAAAACAAAAGAAAAAUACAAAUGGGGAAAACAAAAGACAAAGUGUUCACCGUAGUUGGUCUGUUGUAACCUGCUCAGAUCAGGUUAUCCAGGUACCACCUUAUCUGGAAAUGCAGUUGUGCUUUCAUUUCUUCUUGAAUUCAUACACGAGUAUGAUACUUUUACACUGUUCUUAGCUCAAUGAGCAUGUUUAGACCUUAACAUAAGCUAUUUUUCUAAAUAUAAAGGUUUAAUUGAACAAGAGAGCAUUCUCAUUGGAUCUUUAGCAUUGUAGUGCUUUCGAAAUACACACACACACAGAAAAAAAGGACUCCUUAAAAAACCCUGAGAUUUAUUAAAGAAAAAAGUGUAUUUUAUGUUAUAUAUAAAUAUAUUAUUACUUGUAAAUAUAAAGACUUUUAUAAGCAUCAUUAUUUAUGUAUUGUGCAAUGUGUAUAAACGAGAAAAAAUAAGAAAGAUGCACUUUGCUUUAAUAUAAAUGCAAAUAACAAAUGCCAAAU